AUAAAUUAUUCCUGCUGAAUUCAAAAUGACAAACAUGUUUGUAUGGUCCCUAGCUUGUGUUUGGACAGCAGUCAUGUAAUAUUUGUGCUCUUGUCUCAGAAUAAACUGACACAUGAGGCAUUCCAGGAUACCGUUAUGUCCAUAGAAGACAAUGGAAAGAUGUCCUGGGGAGAGAAGGUGGAGCCUCCAGAGGACAUGGAUGAGACCAGCUAUGACAUCGACCCUCGCAUGAUGAUCUGGAAGAGCAUGAAGGGCAGUGGACAGGACAAACAGCACCUGAAGGCUGAAGAGGACCUGGACGAGCUGUACCACCCUUCAAUGCCCGAUCUCCUCAAAGUUCAGAUCCAGAAUGUGGGUGCCCCCCCUGCUGCCGACGGCCAGAGGGAGCCUUUGCAGGAAGAUACCAGCGUGAAGUACUAUCAGAAACCAGAGGAGGAUAGAGAUGACAUCGACCACCCUGUUUUCAGUAAGAUGGCGUCAGAAGAACCCAAGCAGGACCAGGAUGAAAUCUACAGCAAAGCCAUGAAGGAGCUGAAUGAACACCAGCUGGGACUUGAGGCCAGGGGUGAAGGUAAGGUCAGACUUCACCUUCAACCAGAAGAGGACAGGGACCACCUCUACCACAAAGAUGUCCCACUGCGCACCCCUUACCAAGGUGAUACUGAAGCUGCUGCUGCUGUCGAAGCGCCGUUUCAGAGGGUGUACAGCGAACCAGAGGAAGAUCUGGAUCAUCUGUACCACCAGUGA
Messenger RNA from Chelmon rostratus (copperband butterflyfish), 747 nucleotides. RefSeq lists its product as uncharacterized. Bases 43 to 747 code for a protein of 234 amino acids. The record is from RefSeq and is a predicted model, not a curated record. The transcript has 2 exons. NCBI's taxonomy places the organism in Eukaryota, Metazoa, Chordata, Actinopteri, Chaetodontiformes, Chaetodontidae.